Molecule: messenger RNA, 6596 nt
Organism: Exserohilum turcica Et28A
Lineage: Eukaryota; Fungi; Ascomycota; Dothideomycetes; Pleosporales; Pleosporaceae
Exons: 2
Coding region: 18-6278 (2086 amino acids)
Biological process (GO): long-chain fatty acid biosynthetic process
Cellular component (GO): fatty acid synthase complex
Molecular function (GO): enoyl-[acyl-carrier-protein] reductase (NADH) activity; [acyl-carrier-protein] S-acetyltransferase activity; [acyl-carrier-protein] S-malonyltransferase activity
Source: RefSeq, a predicted model, not a curated record
AAUCUCAUACCCACACCAUGUACGGUUCCGGCCAGCAGACGGGCAUCUCGACGCCCCGCUCCGCAGCCAACCUGCGCCCGCUCAUCCUCUCGCACGGCUCGCUCGAGUACACGCUCCUGAUUCCCACGGCGCUGCACUUCAAUGCACAGCAGCUGAGGGAUACAUUCAAGACCACGCUCCCCGAGCCCACCGACGAGCUUGCCCAAGACGAUGAGCCCUCCUCGGUUGCCGAGCUGGUGGCCCGGUACCUGGGCUUUGUGGCCAACGAGGUAGAGGAGGGCGAGGACCCCGACUCCUUCGAGGAGGUGCUCAAGCUCGUCCUCACCGAGUUCGAGCGUGCCUUCCUGCGGGGCAACGAGGUGCAUGCGCUGGCUGCAUCGCUGCCUGGCAUCACCGAGAAGAAGCUGGUGACGGUGCGGUCAUACUACGCUGCUCGCGCGGCGGUAGACAGGCCCAUCAAGCACCACGAGUCGGCUCUCUUCCGGGAAGCCUCCGACGAGAACGCCUUCCUAUAUGCUGUUCUGGGCGGACAGGGAAACAUCGAGGAGUACUUUGAUGAACUCCGCGAAAUCUACAACACGUACCCCUCGUUCGUCGAGGACUUCAUUGCCGCCGAGGCCCAACACCUUCUGCAGCUGUCGCGAGACCCGCGCGCCGAGAAGCUCUACUCCAAGGGUCUCGAUGUAAUGCGAUGGCUCAACAACCGGGACUCGCAGCCCGAUACCGACUACCUGGUUUCGGCGCCCGUCAGUUUGCCCUUGAUUGGGUUGACUCAGCUCGCACACUACGUUGUCACCUGCAGAGUCCUCGGCAGCCACCCGGGCCAUGUGCGAAGCCGCCUGUCCGGUGUCACUGGCCACUCGCAAGGUGUUGUCACAGCGGCCGCCAUUGCUGAAGCCAAGAACUGGGAGACCUUCCAGCGGGCCGCCAAGAAGGCCAUUGAGAUCCUCUUCUGGAUCGGCACACGAAGUCAGCAAGCCUUCCCCAGGACAUCGCUCGCCCCGACAGUGCUACAGGACUCAAUUGACCAUGGCGAGGGCACACCAACGCCUAUGCUGUCGAUUCGUGAUCUGUCGAGAAAAGCAGUGCAGGAGCACAUUGACGCGACCAACGCCCAUCUGCCCGAAGACCGACACAUUGCCAUUUCUCUUGUCAACAGCGCACGCAACUUUGUUGUUACAGGUCCACCCAUCUCCCUGUACGGUCUCAACCUUCGUCUGCGCAAAGACAAGGCUCCUACCGGUCUGGACCAGACCAGGAUUCCCUUUACAGAGCGCAAGGUACGCUUUGUCAACCGAUUCCUGCCCAUCACGGCUCCAUUCCACAGCCCUUACCUCGCCGAUGCGACCAAGCAACUCGAAGAGGACCUCAAGGCCAUCAAGAUCUCCACUGCCGAUCUUGGCAUUCCCAUGUACGAUACCCAUACCGGCCAAGACAUCCGCGAGACGGAGACAGAAAACAUUGUCCCCAGGCUCGUGAGCAUGAUCACUGCCGACUCGGUAGAGUGGGAGAAGGCGACCGUGUUCCCCAAGGCAACUCAUAUCCUCGACUUUGGCCCUGGUGGCAUCUCUGGUCUUGGUGUUCUUACGAACCGCAACAAGGACGGAACUGGUGUCCGCGUCAUCCUUGCCGGUGCUAUUGAUGGACAGAACGCCGAAGUUGGGUACAAGCCUGAAAUCUUCGACCGUGACUUCGACCAUGCCGUCAAGUACGCUGUCGACUGGGUCAAGGAACACGGUCCUCGUCUGGUCAAGACGUCCACGGGCCAGACUUAUGUCGACACCAAGAUGAGCCGCGUACUGGGCUUGCCUCCAGUCAUGGUAGCUGGUAUGACUCCCUGCACAGUUCCAUGGGACUUUGUGGCGGCUACCAUGAACGCCGGUUACGAGAUCGAACUUGCUGGCGGUGGUUACUACAAUGAGAAGACCAUGACUGCUGCCAUUUCCAAGGUCGAGAAGGCCAUUCCUGCUGGCAGGGGUAUCACCAUCAACUUGAUCUAUGUCAACCCACGAGCCAUGGGCUGGCAGAUUCCCCUUUUGGCCAAGCUGCGAGCCGAUGGCGUGCCCAUUGAAGGUCUUACCAUCGGUGCUGGUGUACCCUCAAUCGAAGUCGCUAACGAGUACAUUGAGACUCUGGGGAUCAAGCACAUUGCUUUCAAGCCAGGUUCGGUCGAGGCCAUCCAGCAGACAAUCAACAUUGCCAAGGCGAACCCCACUUUCCCUGUCCUUCUGCAGUGGACUGGUGGUCGUGGUGGCGGUCACCACUCAUUCGAAGACUUCCAUCAGCCCAUUCUGCAAAUGUACAGCCGUCUGCGAAAGUGCGAAAACCUCAUCCUUGUUGCCGGUUCUGGCUUCGGUGGCGCAGAAGACACUUACCCAUACCUCACCGGAUCAUGGUCCACCAAGUUUGGUUACCCGCCCAUGCCUUUCGACGGUUGCUUGUUCGGUAGCCGUGUCAUGACUGCCAAGGAGGCGCAUACUUCGAAGAUGGCUAAGCAGGCCAUUGUGGAUGCCCCAGGUCUUGAAGACAGCGAGUGGGAGAAGACGUACAAGGGCCCCGCUGGUGGUGUCAUUACUGUUCGCUCGGAAAUGGGCGAGCCAAUCCACAAGCUCGCUACUCGUGGUGUCAUCUUCUGGCAUGAGAUGGACCAGAAGAUCUUCAGUCUUGACAAGGCCAAGCGCGUGCCUGAACUUAAGAAGAUGCGCGAGUACAUCAUUGACAAGCUGAACAAGGAUUUCCAGAAGGUCUGGUUCGGCAAGAACAAGAAGGGCAUGUCAGUUGAUCUCGAAGACAUGACGUACGCCGAGGUCGUCCAACGCAUGGUAGACUUGAUGUACGUCAAGCACCAGUCCCGCUGGAUUGACCCGAGCUUGAAGCGCUUGACUGGCGACUUUAUCCGCCGACUAGAGGAGCGCUUCAGCAAGACCAGCAGCGAGUCAUUGAUCCAAAACUAUGAAGAGCUCAACGACCCCUUCCCCAUGCUUGAGAAGGUCUUCAAGGCCUAUCCCGAGGCCGAUGAGCAGCUCAUCAACGCCCAAGAUGUGCAGCACUUCCUGUUGCUCUGCCAGCGUCGUGGACAGAAGCCUGUCCCCUUCGUUCCUGUCCUAGACGACACCUUUGAAUUCUUCUUCAAGAAGGAUUCGCUGUGGCAAUCCGAGGAUCUCGAUGCUGUUGUUGAUCAGGACGUUGGCAGGACAUGUAUCCUCCAAGGCCCUAUGGCCGUCAAGUACUCCACAAAGGUCGACGAGCCGAUCAAGGAAAUCCUUGACGGUGUUCAUGAGGGCCACAUCAAGUACCUUCUCCGCGACAUUUACGGAGAUGACGAGUCCAAGGUCCCCAUUAUCGAGUACUUUGGUAGCAAGCUGCUUGCGCCUCCCCAAGGUCUGGAAGUUGAUGGUCUUACCAUUUCAGAGCUCGAGACCAAGGUCAUGUACCGCCUCUCUGCUGCUCCCAAUGCCACCAUGCCUGAUGUUCACUCAUGGCUGCAACUCCUAGCUGGCACCAGCUACUCAUGGAGGCACGCUUUCUUCACUGCGGACAUUUUUGUACAAGGUCAGCGUUUCCAGACCAACCCAACUGCACGAAUUUUCGCUCCAACUCCCGGUAUGCUGGUCGAGAUUCAGAACCCCAAGGAGCCCGCCAAGACUGCCAUUAUCGUCAAGGAGGUGCAUACCGGCGGCAAGCUGAUCAAGACUGUCGAGGUCAGCCUCACAGACAACAACGAGAUUUUGCUCAACCUCUACGAGGAGCGUACUGCCCUCAAGCAACCUGUUGCGCUGCCAUUCCGCUUCACUUACCGCCCUGACGUGGGCUACGCGCCCAUUCACGAGGUUAUGGAUGCCCGCAAUGACCGCAUCAAGGAGUUCUACUACAAGAUCUGGUUCGGUGAUGAAGCCUGCCCAUUCGAUGCUUCCGUCACUUCACGCUUCGAUGGUGGCCGUGCCACAGUGACAAGCGAGGCCAUCAACGACUUUGUUCACGCAGUUGGCAACACAGGCGAGGCUUUCGUUGACCGACCUGGCAAGGAGGUCUUUGCUCCCAUGGACUUUGCCAUCGUCGUCGGCUGGAAGGCCAUUACUAAGCCCAUCUUCCCCCGCGCGAUUGAUGGUGACUUGCUCAAGCUCGUCCAUCUGUCCAACGGCUUCCGCAUGAUUGCCGGCGCCGAGCCUCUCAAGAAGGGUGAUGUGCUUGACACGACUGCUCAAAUCAACGCCGUCAUCAACCAGGACUCUGGUAAGAUGGUAGAGGUUUGCGGCACCAUUACCCGUGACGGCAAACCAGUGAUGGAGAUCACCAGCCAGUUCCUGUACCGUGGCGCAUACGACGACUUUGAGAACACCUUCCAAAGGAAGGUCGAGAAGCCGAUCCAGCUCAGCCUGGCUACAAGCAAGGAUGUCGCCAUUCUGCGAUCAAAAGAGUGGUUCAACUUUGAGGAGCCCGAGAUCGAUCUGCUGAACAAGACUUUGCUCUUCAAGCUCGAAACUGUUGUUAGGUACAAGAACAAGACGGUCUUCUCAGACAUUGUAACUGAAGGAGAGGUCCUCCUCGAGCUUCCUACCAAGGAGGUCAUUCAAAUUGCUUCGGUCGACUACCGAUCGGGCACUGCGUAUGGCAACCCUGUCAUGGACUACCUGGAGCGCAACGGAGCUGCAGUCGACCAGCCAGUGCUGUUUGAGAACGCCAUCCCGCUGCACGGCAAGACGCCUCUGAACUUGAAGGCGCCAGCCUCCAACGAGAACUACGCUCGCGUCUCUGGCGACUACAACCCCAUCCACGUCUCACGUGUCUUUGCCAGCUACGCCAAUCUCCCUGGCACCAUUACUCACGGCAUGUACUCCAGCGCAGCUGUCCGAAGUCUGGUCGAGACUUGGGCUGCCGAAAAUAACGUUGGCCGUGUCAGGAGCUACCACGUCAACCUUGUCGGCAUGGUUCUUCCAGACGACAUGCUAGACGUCAAGCUCCAGCACGUCGGUAUGGUUUCUGGCCGUAAGAUUAUCAAGAUCGAGGUCAGCAACCAGGAGACUGAAGAUAAGGUCUUGAUUGGUGAGGCUGAGGUUGAACAACCCACUACAUCUUACGUCUUCACCGGUCAAGGUUCUCAAGAGCAAGGCAUGGGUAUGGAGCUUUACAACAGCAGUCCUGUUGCCAAGGAAGUCUGGGAUCGUGCCGACAAGCACUUCAUGGACAACUAUGGCUUUGCUAUCACCAACAUUGUGAAGAACAACCCCAAGGAGCUGACCAUUCACUUUGGUGGUCCUCGCGGCAAGGCCAUCCGCCAGAACUACAUGUCUAUGACAUUCGAGACUGUUGCUGCCGAUGGUACAAUCAAAUCUGAGAAGAUUUUCAAGGAGAUUGACGAGAACACUACCUCGUACACUUACCGGUCACCAGCUGGUCUGCUGUCCGCUACACAGUUUACUCAGCCGGCUCUUACCCUCAUGGAGAAGGCCUCCUUUGAGGAUAUGCGCGCCAAGGGUCUGAUCCAGGUCGAAAGCACGUUUGCUGGACAUUCGCUGGGUGAAUACUCUGCUCUGGCGGCCAUGGCUGAGGUCAUGCCCAUUGAAAGCUUGGUCUCAGUCGUCUUCUACCGUGGUCUUACAAUGCAGGUCGCUGUCGAGCGUGACGAGACUGGCCGCUCCAACUAUUCCAUGUGCGCUGUCAACCCUAGCAGGAUCUCCAAGACAUUCAACGAGCAAGCUCUUCAAUACGUUGUGGAGAACAUUGCUGAAACAACCGGAUGGCUGCUGGAGAUUGUCAACUACAACAUUGCCAACAUGCAGUACGUUGCCGCUGGUGACCUCCGCGCUCUGGACUGCCUCACUGGUGUAACAAACUAUCUCAAGCAACAGAAGAUUGACAUUCAAGCGCUCAUGCAGACACUGUCGCUUGAGGAGGUCAAGAACCAUCUGGUCGAGAUCAUCAAGGGAUGUGCUGAGCAAACUGAGGCCAAGCCUAAGCCUCUUGACCUCCAGCGUGGUUUCGCUACCAUCCCACUCAAGGGCAUCGAUGUGCCCUUCCACUCGACUUUCCUCCGUUCUGGUGUCAAGCCCUUCCGCUCCUUCCUUCUCAAGAAGAUUCACAAGACAUCCAUCGACCCAAGCAAGCUGGUUGGCAAGUACAUUCCCAACGUGACUGCCAAGCCGUUUGCGUUGACCAAGGAGUACUUUGAGGAUGUGUACAAGCUUACCAACUCUCCCAAGAUAGGCAACAUCCUGGCCAACUGGGAGAAGUAUGAGGAGAGUGGAAAGGAGGAGGCCAAGACUGAGGCGGCAGCCUAGAUUAUGUAGUAUGAUUAUACGUCAUGUCAGUUAUGAGAGGAGGAUUGGAUCAUGGCGUUUGAGGGUAGGUGGCUGUACAUGGUUUUUGCCCUAUUUUUGAUAUCCUGGUUUGGGGAGAGGGUUUGAGGAAACUUUUUCUCGCAUAGCUGAUAUUUUGUAAUGCAUUGGUUCAAUUUUGGUUGUUUAACGCUUUGCAGUAGCUUUUUGUUGUUGGGUGGUAAUGAAACGUGCUGUUUGUGAAGUUUUCUUUUGACAAGUCACCGGGGUGUACGUUUAUAAGUUGUCAAGCAAACUCUAAGACAUUUCUUGAAUAGAAAC